Porites lobata is the source of this 21854-nucleotide messenger RNA. NCBI's taxonomy places the organism in Eukaryota, Metazoa, Cnidaria, Anthozoa, Scleractinia, Poritidae. The record is from the annotation of a GenBank genome assembly.
AUGAUUAUAGCUUUAAUUCUCGCAUUUCUGAUCGGAGUCUUUUCUGUUUUGCUCUUGGAGGCCUUUCUUCUCUACAAAUGGUGGACAUCGCGAGAAGCAGAUGCACGAAAUGUCUAUCCUCAUCGCACAAAAGUCUCAAACCCAGAGGUGAGAGAGCCGCCUGGUAACAUAAUUGGCUUCCAGCUGUUCUUAUUUUCUAUUUUUUGAUCUUGAGCGUAAUCCCUUGCUCUUAGCUCCCUCUUAACAUUCUUUGUGAUUUAGGAUGAUGCUAUGUUUCUUCUUCCCCAUGAUGAAAAGUCACGAAAGGCUGUAAAACUCGAAACUGAAAUAUGGAACUUCAUCGAUUCUUGCAUGCGUUUUGAAAUAACGUAAAAUUGUUUUUAGCUUAGGGACUUGUCAGAAAUUAGCAAGGGGGGAGGGGGGGUGGGAAUUUUAAAUUUGGGUUCGGAAAUGAGGUGACCCAUCCCUGCAAUGGGAGUGAAAUUUGCUAACCCUCCCCUUGACCUUCGCCUAAAAUAUCAUGACCCUGCCCCUCUUGUAUAAAAGAUAAAAUCUAGUUCUUGCAAUACAAGAGGGUGAGUCAGUAUUAUGAAAGCUCAAAAUAUAUUUCUAAUCUGUUCUUUUUAAUGCCAUAUACAUACAUUUUAGAUGACAGUAUUAAGAGUCUGACUCUGAUUCUGACAGCUGAUCACUCGACUCUCUUAUUUCUCCCAGGUUUUUUUUACAAAAUAAAGAACUUCUUUUUUCUUCUGUGGGUGAUCCUCUACAUGAUCAGGGACACAUAUUUGCAUGACCCUCACCCUUUUAACCGCCCAUUUUUCAUACCCCUCCCUUUUCUGCAGUCUCAAAAAAUUAUGACCCUUCCUCUGUUUCCACCCCCCUCCCCCCGCUCACUAGUGUGUUGCUGAACAGGUGGGGCACUAGGCAUAUACAUUCUGUUUCAGUGCUUUUAGAUUUAAAUUUUCGUGCCUUUUCUAGCUCUAGUUUUAAUUUUUGAUUAUAAUAUUUUAAACAGUUAUGUUUUUGCUUUUCUAACCUUUUCUAGCUCUAGGUUUUAGUUUUAGUUUUUAAUGUCAUUGGUUGAAAAUUUUGUUUUUUCCAGCCUUUUUAAUACUUAGUGAGAGUCUAUUAUUUUGCAAGCCUUUUUUUUAAUUGUAAGGCAGGUUUUUAUCUCUGUGAAGCACCAUGUAUAGGGCAUUAUUUUUAUGGAUAUAGUGGUGUAUAAGUAAAUAAAUAUUAUUAAUGUAAUUAUUAUUAUUAUUGUUGUUGUUGUUGUUGUUGUUGUUGUUACUAUUACUCAACUUGAACAUGUGCUUAACCCAAGAAUGGAUGUAAAAUGGUCAAUCUCAAAUAACAGGCUCACAAAAUACUCGUUGAUUCUUGAAUUUCUUGGAAAUUAGAAUGAGAAUUUUGUCUCAGGCUUUAUAAAAUGUGGGGUAGGACUUCCAUAUAACCCCAUACAUUCAUUAUGCAUGCAGCAAUUUCAUACCUUUUCUCACAAAAUUAAUUAAUACACUGUCAGUAGUUCAAUGUGAAUAGAAUGGAUACAUGUAUGCCUAAUAAAAUGUAUGGGGUUAUAUUGAAAUCUUACCAACUGUAGAUCAGCUAGGAAUCUUGAUUUUCAAAAAAUGUCCCUUUGAGGUACAUCCUAUAAAAACUCUACAAUUAUUAAAAGGUAAUAAUGUUUACAGCACCUGUACAUUAUUUUAUUUUUGUCAGCACUGAAUUAUGUAACAGUGCAACACUACAUAUCUGUUUGAAGAUUUUAGAUCUCAAUCUUGUAGAAAUUGUCAUUAAUUUUGAACUUUUUGGCACUUAAUUUAAAGCGUCAAUUUUGAUGAGGGCUCUAACUUUCUAAAUGCAAAUAAAAGCCUCAGUCUUGGAUUCACCAAUCUGUAUAUCUAGUAUAUCCCUCCAAAGGGAGUAAAUGACUUCAAUGUGAUACUAAUACAGACAUUAUUACAACUUGUAAAUGUAGUGCCUUGCAGAUUACUUCAGGACAGAGGGUGCCACUAAAGAAGAAAAAUGUAUGAGUUUGAAUCUAUUUCUAUCCUUUCUGUGGCGGGAAUGGCGAGAUUCUCCUCAGAUGAAAUCAUUUUUUCUGACAAAGAUGAAUGCAGAAUUCUCAGACCUCAUGCGAGGGAAAGCUGCAAGCAAGCUGAUCGAACAAAUAACCAUUGAAGAACUCUCAUUGGGUACAUCUCUUCCUGUCAUUAAAGGUGAAUUAUUUACCUUAGUUAUUUAAGACUGUUAGAGGUAUUACAAUUACACUGUACAGUCAAAUAAACAAUAAAAUCACAACUGUGGCAAUAGUAGUUGGUAUUAAAAGAGAUAGAAAAAAAGUAAAAGAAAACACAUUACAAGUAAAACUUAGACUAUUACUUUGGUAGCUGGGGCUUUAGGAUAAGUAUCAAUUGAAAGUAGUUGAAGGAUAACUUGUAGCAAGUUUGAAUAUGUCUGGGAGUCCCCACCACAGGUAAUUAAUAGAAUAAGAACAGUUUACAGGGGCACCCAACGAGAAUAUAGUUGAAAACCACUUAAACAUAGCACUUUUAAACGUAUUUUCAAUUAGUAUUUAAACGGUAGAUAUAGGCAUACUUUUAUCCAUUAAAAAUUUUUCAUCUGUUCGGAUUUCCUAGCUGAAAGUCUAGUGAUCUGAAAAUUAUAGGGAUCAAAACUUACAUGUACCUUUUCAAAAAUUUCAGCCAGAAAAAAGGCUCCCUAAAAUUCUAGGUGACCUUUUUAGGGUAAAAAUCCAUUAAAAAUGGGCAAUUAUACCAUUUUUUAGAUGUGUGAAACAAAUGUUCCGAAAAUUCUAGAUCUCAAAUCGUCUUCUGAACAGAUAUUUUCCGAAAAUUGAUGUUGGGUGCCCCUGAAUGCAAUUUAAGGUCUUAAAACUCUCCUUGUGUGAACUCCUAUAUUUAGUGUUUUGAGACUUCAAGAAGAGUAAUUAACAAACUAAUACAAUGCAACCAAAAUUUGGUACUUGAGGAUGUGAAAGUCACCUCUCAUUGUUUUGUUUUGCUUUGAAUCAUGCAAUACAAUAUUUUAGGUUAUGCGUUAACCAUAAAAACAGUGUCUACUGUAGGAUCCUUUAAAUUUGUAAACAAAUUAGUGCCUUGCAAUGUAGAGUUUGGUGCCUGAGACAUCAAGAACUUCCAUUUUUGGUAGCAAGCUGUCAGAUGGAGAAAGAUGGCUUUCAUUGCUGGCAAAUCCUCCAGCUAGGAGCUGUAAGCUACCAUGUGGAAGGAAAAGAGAAGGUGGAAGGUUUUGUAACACUGAGAAGACUUUGUGUAGUGUUCUUCAUUGUUACAAAAUUUAUGUGUACUAACUCCAAGCAUGAAAUUCAGUAAACAGGAUUCCAAGCAGGUUGUCAUUUUGCUUUUAACAAAAGUAAUUUAAAAGGCACUUUCACUUCAUAGACUGUGUUAGCUGGCAACUGUCAGUGGUUGCUUGUUUACAAAGCAACUUUUUUUGUAGGUGCUACAGUGAUGAAAAUAGGAACAAAAGAUCCUAACGAGGUCCCUAAAGAGUUGGACAUUGCUUUGGACCUUGAAUACUCCGGAGGGUGUCAUAUGGCGAUACAAGUUGAUCUUGUAUUCAACAAGUCUGUGUACUUGGCAGUGAAGCUGGCCUCUCUCCGCGGACGUGCAAGGCUGGAACUAAGUAGACACCCACUCACACACUGGUCCUUGGCUUUCUAUGAGGUAGAUGUUUGUACAAUCCAAAUUCUCCGUCCUCCACAGAGUCCUCUUUGUGUUAUAGGGAGGCUGGGGGAGGAGAACAAAAGAAAGCAUGUGGGGGACGAUGGGUAGGGGAAAGGGAGGAAGAGAGACUCCUGCCUUUUCCCUCUUUCCAUUGUCCACUGCAUGCUAACUAUUUCUCAAUUAUUGCUUAGUUUAUCGGAAUACCCAGCAGGAGUGUCUGUAGAGGAAAGAGAACCUAAUUCAUUGUACAUGAAAGGAAGAGUAAUUGAAAAAAUGUGAUGUAGAGCCGACUGUCCUUCACCCACACUUCCUCAGCACCACACGUAACCCUUGCGAGCUACAUUUAGUGCAUGCACUUGAGAGUCAUAAGUAAGUUACCAGUCUCAACUUGUUUCUCAUGAAACAAGGCUCUCAUCUUGAGAGGUGAGUAUUUUGUCUCAAGGGGAGCAUCUUGUCUCAAGAGAUGACUGUCAUCUCCGAAGAUUCUAAUCAAAGUUGUCCUCUCAGAGAGUUUUAUUUGAGUGUGUUUCUUUUCUUAAGGAACCAGAAGUUGAGUUUGAAGCAGAAUCCCAGUUUGAGGGCAAGAACCUGCCUCAGCUUACCUCUCUCAUUUUAAAUCAUCUUCGAAAAUCAAUACAAAAGAAGCACACAUUGCCUGCCUACAAAAUCAGGUACAGCCCACUGUUCCCAGAGCUUAAACCUCAAGAUGAGGCCCAGGAGGUCUACGUUCAUGACAGUCUGGUUACAGUUGGUGAUCUUGAGGUCACUGUUGUGGGGUGUAGCCGUCUACCUGAGUUAGAGAAUGGGGCGUGGCAGUAUUGUACCCUUUCUGUGGACAUGUUGCCGUGGAGUCAACUUGCAGAGAACAGGAGAGCAAUGUGGCCAACAUUUGAGGUAUUUAAGGCAGUUAACAUAUUUUGUAGUUAGCAGGCAAAGAAGAAAGGGCUAAGAAACUCUACACAAAAUCCUUUUUUCCAUAUGCAUUGUACAUGCCAUAUGAUAUUAGUGAACUCAUGCAAUCUGGACGGGAGAGAAAAGAAGAUGCAAACUUUGUGUAACAUGCAUGACAAUAGUUUUGUUUGAAAAACCUUUUCGCCAAACUUCACCUUUCUUCAAACAGAUCUUUUCUAAAAAGACCAUAAGACAGUUAUGUUAAGUAAAGAUCAUAACAAAACACCCAAUUAAUAACCCUGUCACGUUUGUCACACAUAAGCAUUUUGCCGUCCUCUUCUUUCUGCCAUCCUGUUGCAUAAACUCACUGAGAGUGGAUAUAGAUAUAACUUGCACUGUUCUUAAGUAGUGGUCACCAGAGACUCUCACCAACACCUUUGUCAGGUAUUUAUUUACCAAAAAGAAUAUAGAGCAUAUAUAAUUGAUUGUCUGUAAUGAAGGGGCAAAACUUCCAGGCUGAGAAGAAAAUAAUAAUAGUCUAGUCUACUGUAGAAUAAAUUAAAAAAAAAUUAGUAAAUAAAAAUAAAAUUUUAAAAGGAAAUAAGUAGGAAAGAUACAAUGCACAAUAAAAACAUACAGUUUUAUAAUAACUCUUGGAUUGAAUAAAUUCAUGGGGAUCAUAGAACAAAGAAAAAUAAUAAUGCUCUACGCUGAAAAGAAACACAAGUUUGAGAGAAAGACUUGUUUGUUGAAAAGGCCAAGGGCAUAACAGUACUAUUAUUUUUAUCGAAAAUACGUCAAUCAGAUGUUGAUAAGUACAGAAUAAGCCUUAAGGAAUGACUGUGGAGUUGUAUGUUUGCAGGUGCGAUCAUAUUUUGUUGUCCAGCAAGGAAACUGAUUUAUAGUUGGAUGUUUUGUCAUUUUAUAAUUAAAAGCUAAACAGUAUUAAAAAAAGAAAAAAAACGGAUGUGAAAUAAUAUCACAAAUCACUUGCGCGGGAAUUAAACUUUGCACUUGACAGCAGAAAUGGUGGAAACCCAAGUUUACACAGUUUAUUAAUUUUAUUAAAGUUAUUAUUUAUUCCAUAUUCCAGUGUAGCAGUUUUCAUACUUGACCUUCUUCAUUACAUCUCAAAUAGCAUUAUAUUUUCUGAACGUGCCAUUUCAAUCGCAUUUAGUAUGUGUAUUGGUAUAUUACUUUAUUCAUGCUCACUCUACAUGUGCUUUAUGUUUUCUUUGCAGAUUGAGAUAAGUCGAGAAAGUAAUGAAAUCUCAUUUGGUCUGACACUGAGUAAAGAGAUCAGUGAGGAUGACCUUGGUAAAGCCAUUAUCAUAAACACUAUAGUAGUGGGCUCUCCUGCAUAUUUUGCUGGAAUCAUUGCAAAAGAUAUUCUUAUAGCUAUCGAUGGACACAAGAUAGAAUCUCUCAAGCAAGCUGCAAAAAUGAUUAAGAACAAAAGCAGGUAAAUUAUGGCGUUUUGUGCACCUUCCAGCAGCUGUUCUUCUCCCAAUAAUUCCCUGUUUGCAUCGCCGAGCCUCGGUCACAAGGCACCCCAUUUCAUUUAAUAGUAGUCCUGGGUUUUACUUUGAUCAUUGAUGGCUGGUGGUAUCUCUGUGCAGUGAUUAUGUACUUUCUAACAAACCGUUCGAACGGGUGCUAAUAUUUUUCGAACGGAUAGGCAAACCGUUCGAACGGUUGAUCGAUCGCUUCGAACGGCUUUUUUAAAGAGUUCGAACGGAUAACGAACGCUUAUCCUCUUCUACGGGUACCGGUGUGUCCGUUUUGCCCUUCACAGUUACAUUUGUUCCCCUCCCAGUAAUUCCCCGGUUGCAUGUCCUCCGAGCCUCUGAUCCAUAUUAUCUUGUAGUAUAGUUCUGUACUUUGCGCAUUUAUGGCUGGUAGUGUCCCUGUGCAAUGAUUCUGUACUACAGUGUAAUUCUACCGGAGCCGCCAGCGGUGCACCAUGGGUAAGUAAAUCUACCCAUCCCAAAAAAUUUGGUAAUCACGUGACCGUACACCGACUGUCUGUCCGCACCACAGGCAUACCAAUGUAAAAUAACUCAAUCAACAGGUGUGGCAACCCAAAUGCAACUCGAGAUUAUUUUGGCGGGAAAUCGCAUAGCCGCCCGGGUCUUGUAAAGCAGAGACAACUAAAGUUCAAUAAAGACGAAAACGGAAAGGGCGAUUAUUUCUGAAUCCGUGUUGGUGUUAAGCUUAGAUUAAUUGUCAUGUCCACAAAUUUGAAAUAUAGAGCAAGAGAAAGACAGAGGAAAAAGAGAAAGUAGGCGGCAGGCCAGCGAAGCUGAACGAGAAAAAAAGCGACAGAGAUCUAGAGCGAGAGAUAAAGAAACAAAGGAGACAUUUUUUUGUUGGAAGGACAACAUGAAAAUUUUGUGGCGGCGGUGACAAAAUGAGAAAUGCUAGCGGCCACCAAUGCAGGUGAAAAAAAAGUGGACGAGAACACGUACGACAUUUCCUCCAAACAACGUGUAACGUCUUCUGGAAGUUUCACGAUGUAGUCGUGCAAAACAACGGCCAAGAAAUGUACAAAAAAAGUGUGCUGCACGUGUAAAGUUGCUUUUUUGCUAAUUAGACUCAUUGUUGUUUUUCACCGUUCUCCGGCGUUGCCUUCGCCGCUUAGCUCCGCUUAGCAUAACACGAUUUUAUAUUUUGUUUGAACAAAGUUUUAAUAUCAUCGAGAGCUUUUGGCAGAAGUCUUGCAAAUAAAAUAUCAGCUGCUGCUAUGUUCCCAGUCAGAUCGGCCACGAUGCUACAGUCUUUCUCGCUUGACGAAGUUGAUGAAAAAACAGUACUCAAGCAUCUGCUUUCUCUAAAGACAAAUAAAGCUAUUGGCUUGGACAACAUCAGUGCGAGACUUUUAAAGUGUGGCGCGCGUGCUAUUUGUCCCUCGAUCACCAAGUUACUGAAUCUCUCUAUUCGCACUGGCAAUUUUCCUGAAAUAUGGAAAUGCUCGAAAGUGGCUGCACUUUUCAAAACUGGAGAUAGGAGAGAUGCGUCAAAUUAUCGCCCAAUUUCUAUUCUGCCAACAAUGAGUAAAAUUCUGGAAAAAGUCGUCCAUUCCCAAUUCUAUGACUUUCUGAAUUCAAAUAAUCUCCUUUCAAGCAAACAAUUUGGCUUCCGUCCCAAACUGUCUACAACAUCGGCUCUCACCAGUUUUGCAGAUGAGGUCCUAUUGCAUAUGGAGAGUGGAGAACUGUGCGGUGCAGUGUUCCUAGAUCUGACCAAGGCAUUCGAUACCGUUGACCAUACGAUCUUGCUAUCUAAAUUGUCGGCUAUCGGUGUCUCGCCCAGCACUCUACAGUGGUUCAAGUCUUACCUGAAUCAUCGUAAACAGCGGACUGCCUGUAGCGAUGCUGUGUCUGACCCUCUCCCGAUGACCUUUGGGGUGCCACAGGGGAGCAUUCUAGGACCCUUCUCUUCUUGGUUUAUAUUAAUGACCUUCCGCUGGUUAUAAAGAAUUGCGAAGUGACUUUGUAUGCUGAUGACACGGUCCUGUACUACUCUGCUAAAGAGCCACACCUGUUAGAAGAGGCACUGAAUGAUGAUCUCUUGAAAGUUGCCCAGUGGUUACAUGGAAAUAAGUUAACUUUAAAUCUUACUAAGACGAAAUCCAUGAUUAUAGGCAGUAAUAGGAAACUUGUUGGUAUUUCCUCUUUCACGUUAUCUAUUUUGACACUGAUAUAAAUUCUGUAAGUAGUUUUAAAUAUUUGGGAGUUAUGUUGUCUUCAACUUUCACAUGGUCCGACCAUAUUGAGUAUAUUUCAUGUAAGGUUAAUAAAAACCUUGGUCUUCUACGUAGGAUUAAGUAUUAUUUACCUUAUGAUGCCCGGUUACUUUUUUUUUAUAAUAGCUUAGUGCUACCUAUUUUUGAUUAUGCUGAUUUAGUCUGGGGUGACAAGGACAAUGUCUCACUUAUGAAGGAAUUGCAAAUUCUCCAAAACAAAGCAGCUAAAUUGAUAUUAGAUAGAUCACCUCACUCCUCAUCCACCGAUGCUUUGAUUGUCUUGAGAUGGCUGAAUCUUGAAGAACGUAGGAAAUGUCAUCGAUGUAUAUAUGCAUACAAGUGUAUUAAUGGCCAACUUAAUCAUUCUUUGGACAUUGUAAGAAAGAGUGAUAUACAUUCCUACAAUACGCGCAAUAACGAUACUAUCAAGCUCCCCAAAAUUAAAUAUAAUUGGGGAAAACAACGUUCGCGGUACCACUGUUUCAAAGACUUUAAUGAAUUAGAGAGAACUGUAAGAAACUCAGCAAGUUUUCCAAUUUUUAAGAAGUGUCUUUUUUUUUUCUGCUUUUUAUAAUUGAGUACUUGUAGUGUGUAUGUUUUAAUUAUUUCUGUAACUCGAUUUUAGCUUUUUUUUUUUUUUUUUUUUUUUUUUGUAUCAUAUAUAUCGACUUUAGCUUAACUUUUUUAUAUUUUAAUUGUAUUAUAUAAUAUACAUCUCGUAAUUAGGACCUCUAUGUAAACCACUCUUGUGAUGGAGCAUCCUAUUAAAAGAUUGUUAUUAUUAGCUUCGCUUUUAGCCCUGGCUAAAUCUGUGUAUUACUUUAUACAACGUACUGAAUGUGACGCGUAUUUUGGUUGAUCAUUACUUGUUACAUCUAUUAGAAUACACACACGGUUGGCGUCAUAGUUCAUAGUUUGUUUUGUGCAACGCAGCUUACAGGUUUGAAAAUGUGUGUCAGAAUAUUCAAUUUACAGAUAGGAAAAUGAAAAAUAACCUUGGCAAUACGAAGUUUUAGUUACUAGCAAAACUCCUAAAUUCGAUAAAAAAAAUCGUCAAACGGUCGCAGGCUGUGGGGCUAGGGUAGUCAUGGUUUGUUGUGGUUGUGGUGACGGUGGUGAUUACGUUUUCUUUUACGCUUUUGUUGGUAUCAAAAUUAAGACCGGAUGUGUUCAAUAGCUGUAUGAAAUUGAACCUCUCCACAACGGUCGCCUUGGGGACAGGAGAAACUGGCCGCUGCAGAGAAGUUUAAAAGAACAGUAUCCCGUUUCUGCGAAUGUACUAAACUUUGAUUUUCUGACAGGAUGUCGCGAAUUCAAAAAAUUGCGAGGAGAGUAAGAGAGCCUUGAAAAAUCCGUUUGCAUCUCCCUUGGUCGAUAAGUCUUCUUGCUGCGAGCCACAUUUUAAAUUGGACGAAAGACUUCUUCGAAAGUCUAAAAUAUAGAGAAUGUAAACAACAAAUCUCCGUCGGCAGUACGGUCCGGAAGGAAGUCCUGUCACGUCAAUAUGACAGUUAAACUAGAGUCUAUGUAUGGAUCAUUUGUUCGCAGGGACAAAAAAAGUGGCCGUUGUAGAGAGGUUGCCGUCAGCGGAGGUUCCACUGUAAUUAUCCUGCUUUGUAUUCAACUAGGUUCACGGCCACAGUACAAAGGCCACCUACUAGAAUAACCGAAAAGGGGAGCCAGGAAAACUCCUCGGAAAGCGAACAAAACAGCAAGACAGUUGUGGACUUUAAGAAUGUAUCACUGAACAACGACAGUGAAUCAGAGGACGAAUUCGUCAAUAUAGUUGUGCCAUUGUUCGAACUUGGAGACAGUGCGAUUAAGGAAGUGCUUUCAAGAAGUACAGAGGUGAGGCAGAGAGCGGAGAAGAAGCUGAAAGCCAAGCAAGGUCUGUUCUGGACUAUUUAUUACUUGUCCAAGUUUUCUGUUUCUAAUUUAACUCCAUGCACUUGUUGGUCGGCAGUUCUAAGCCAUGCUGCGGUAAUUACAGUAUAUAGGAAUUUAGAACCCAGGUCAAACGGUUUCGAAAUUGUUCCUAUUCCUCUUCACACCUGGUCUUUCUGUCGUUACGUAGCGCUCCUCUCCACAGAAAGGGAGGAAGAGCGACCGGGUGCAGUGUUGCGUGACGACACAAAGAACAGCUGCGUACAGUACUAGACUACAAUUGUUCAGCAUACAGUUAUUUCGAGAAAGGUUGUCAGAAAAACUGUGCACGCUACAAUCCCGAAAGGUGUUUUGGGAUAUGAUCAAUACACUGUUCCUGACACUGUAGCUGUCGAACCUACUUUUGUUGCUUUCCUUUAGCAUUCGCAAACACACGUUCAUGGCCUCUCGUGCCGUUCUUUGAAAGUUCUUUUGAAAAACAGUGAACAAAAAACCAUCCACAAUACCUUUCAGGAUUGUCGCGUGCCCUUUUUCCGACAACCUUUCUCGAAAUAGCUGUAUUCCCGCCAAUGAUGAGACAUGUUCGACACCCUCUGCUGAAUUUUUUGUUACCCUACUGUAGAUUAUGCAACGUACUGAAUGCCACAUGUGUUUUGGUUGGUCGUUACCUGCUAGAUCUGUUAGAAUACGCACACACGUUUUUGUUUCGUCCAACGCAGAGCAUAGGUUUGAAAAUAUGUGUCAGAUUAUUCAGUUUACGGCUGCGUACAUUAGUCCUGAGACUACAUUGUUCUAGCAGUGUUUGACACCCUCAAUCAACUUUGUUUGCAUGUAUGAUGUGAGGAUUUUAAAGGAGCUGUGUCACGAAAUUCAGCCAAAUUAGGAAAUUACAAAAUGCCUGUUAAAUUAAGAAAAACAUAAAAAUAACUGGUUAAAACUUUAAAGGAAGGUUAAAAUAACAUAACAGAAACAACAGAUGCCACGGAUGGGCAAAACUGAAGAAGAUUGAAACGGAUUGAAAUUGGGGUUUUUGAAAACUGUUCAGCCUAACAGUUUUUCAAAGUUGAUCCCUGCUACUUGCAACUUUAAAAAUAAUGCUCAGGAGACAUAUUUGUUUGUCUCGGAUCUCUGAUUUUGUUAUUUACAUUUAAUUUCUUUACUUACUUUAAGUUUCACAGCGAUUGAGGGCGAGCAUUGACAAAAUUAAACAAAAUGAACUGGACUGCCGUGACACAGCCCCUUUAAAUUGUAAACGUGUUAAAACUUUAUUUGGACACUGUAUCGUCAUAUUUUAUUAUUAUUAAUUAAUAUUAUUAUUAUUAUUAUUAUUAUUAUUUUAUUUCUUGAAAUUUUGAAACCUUGUGGUACGCUCUCUCAACUCCGUCAAGCACGUGCACGCAAAGGGCAUCUGUUUUGAAGAGCUUUUGGUAAGGACGUGUGACCGUUUGACUCAGAAUGGUCUCAUAAGCUCCGUCCAUUUGCACAUCUCCUUAAAUACACCUUGUUUGUCCCCCAAAAUAAGUGGCAAUCAAGAUGUAUUACAGGAGAUGUUCAAAAUGUGACGAAUGGGUAACCUGUGAUUGGGCUACUACUACCAGUCACUUUUUUUGCUCAUCCAAACUCUUGUCAGCAGGAAGAAAGGCCUCCUCUGGGACUUCAACCACGGAGCAUGGUUCUCAAGUGAAGCCUGGAGUUGAACUGCAAGUUACCAGGUUAAGAACGUCUAUUUGAAAUGCAUUUGAUAUCCUAAAAGGGCCACAUGCACCUCAACAUGCAAACUUCAUAAUGGAAGUCCUCAAUGUGAUGUUACACGGGACGAUUUUAGCGCAACACAGCGUUCCAACAUUGUUGUUACAUUGUUUCGAAUGGCUGCAAUAUCGUUCCAACAUUUCAACCCUUGCGAAUCGUUCCGUGUAACAUCACCUUUAAGCAACGACGACAACGACAAAUUGGUUUUAGGGUAAAAAAAACUCAUCUGCGGUAGAGAGGCGGAUUGCGGUAUUGUGUAAUUUUAAGAUGGAUCUUUCACUAAGAUCUGUCCUGCAGCUAACGCUAUAAAGAAUAGAUACUUUUGAAUGGGAACUUACUGACUCUACUUGUCGACCAAGUUAUUGCAUUCCAGCAAAUUUAGUUAACAUAACGCGCUUUGUGUUCCCAUAUCUACAGAGAUCAAAAAUUACCCAAAGUACAAACGAAGGAAAUCAAGCAAGAAUCACCGGCAUCGGAGACGAAAAACUCGGAUCAAAAUAAUCCCGCCACAGCAGAGGGCAACAACCAAGACGCGACAGCGUCAUCGCUAACGGCUCUGGAUGGACUUGACUACACAAGAUCGAAGCUGGUUUCGUCAAGCACGGUAUAUGAAGUACUUCUUCAGUGUACGUUAUAAGGGCUAAAGACCUCGAACAGCAUCUCUCUAGUUUUCUUAGGUCCUCGAGCUAAGUGUGUGAGAGAAGCAAAUCAUUAUUGUUAUUUUUUUUAUUUCCUUUACACUUAUGCCCUCGUUUCUCGUGGCUAGUGCAUUUUACUUAAGUACCCAGAUUUCUUUCAGGGGCUCAAUCAUGUGAUUUUUAGCAACCGCGCCAUUUACUUUCCUUUUCAUAGAGUUGACUGAAAUACAGCCGUUUAAAACGGUAUACGUACACGAGCUAAAAACAGAGAAGCCAAUCGAGGACUUGGGCGGGCAAUAUUCGCGAAGGUUAAAACGGGUUGCAUUCGGUUAACGUUGAAAAACGUCGAACGAACAGUUUUUUUAUGUGUACAGUACUUUGCCUUGUCCUUUGUUAUGUUAGAUAAAAAGUUUCUGGGAAACCGCCCAGCUACCCCUCCCCUAAGCGAACAUUUUGCCCUAAGUGAGAAGUAAGUGUUAAUGCCGGCUUAGGGGAGGGGUAGCUGGGCUGUUCCCCAGAAACAUACAAUGGUCCGAGUAAUUUUAUCGGUAAAAAGCCUCCCGCUUUGCUUUUAUUUUGUUGUGGGUGUUUGCUUGUUUGUUUGUUUUUUGAGAGAAACAAAAAAUACGAUAUGUGAAAUAACGAAACGCGGGAAGUUCAACUAAAAUACCAUUACUUAGUACUCUAUUUACUUGCUGCCAUGUUAUGUUCAUUAACAACUCAUUCCUUGGUUUUUAGGAUCCUGUCUGGGAUGAGACGUUCAAGUUUCAAGUCCUAAAGAAAGAUCAGUACCUUAACGUGUGCGUGUGGAGUAAAUCACAGGAGAAAAAUGAAAAAGACACUGUGCUGGGUUAUGUAAGAUGUGUUCUCUCACCCUAUCAUGAACUACUCUUUACUGCCAAAGAAUGUAAGACCAUGUGAAGUCAACCAUACUUCCUCAAUUAACCCAGGUCCAUAUUUAAAAUGUCGACCGUGAAAGUGACAGUGAUUUGUGACUUUCGCGUUCCCCAUAACGUAUUUUUUCCCACAAAAUUUUUGCGUAAGUUUUGUCUUCCGUUUCCCAAGGGACGAUUAUUAGUCCCAAGAGAAAUAUAAAAACAGUACUUACUUAAAAUUUUGUGGGGAAAACAAAUAACCUUAUGGAGAAAAUGAAAGUCGCAAGUUGACGUUUUGAUGACCAGUGCGGCUGUCAUCAGGGCAAAUCUGAUUGGUCAAUGAGCUGGUUAAUUACACUACUCAGACUACUUAUGUCAUGAUUCCUGGGUUCAGAUCGGUUACAGUGGUGCUCUUUGCUCUUCGUGGUGGAUAAAUUUCUUCAAUACUAGCUCGUACACCGACGAGCAAAAAUUCGGUAUCUCUCGUCGGGAACUCGUUAGCUUGAUUGUCAGUCGGCCCAGGUGGUUUGCGGCGUCCUAGGCCGCCUAGUAAGAAAGAGGCUUGGGACUGACCCGGAAUUGUUAUCUUAUUUUUACCUGCUUGUGACAACUGUGGACGUACGUGAGCUGAACAGGGUUAAAUUUUUUUCCAGGUUACCGUUCCAUUGAUGGAUAUUGCUCUUCGCUGCUUAUCUUUUACCUCCAAGAGGCAUGAGGAGUGUUAUGUGCUGGUUUCUCCACAUUCUGACAGAGUCAUCUCAAAGUAAUAACCCUUAACACAUUUUCUUAUCUUUUAGUUGUUUGUUAAGUUUCCUUUUUGAAACGUCAAACUGCCGUGACAUAAUGCUGGAACUCUUAAAAGAAACAAAGCGACGAACGGAACCAGCAGUAUUGCACCAACGCCUGCCCAAAAGAAGUCUUCUUCACAAUUCAACUUGCCAAUAAUAAAAAAAAAAAACAACCAAUAUCGAGAACCCGCCCGUUAACUCAAUUGGAUAAGCACCGGUCUGUCGAGUGAGAGGCUGCUGCUUCAAACCCGACUAGACACUCAGGUCUUUAAAUAACUGAGGAGAAAGUGCUGCCUUUGUAGUGACAUCUGCAAACGGUUAGACUUUCUCGUCUUUUGGGAUAAGGACGAUAAACUGUACGCCCGUCUCACAACCCUUGCUCAUUUAAUGUAUUCUGUGGGGCGUUAAACGAACCCACUCACUGUACUUAUAGAGAAGUCCCCGCUGUUGUGGUAUAUUUUAAAUCCACACACAGGUAUAAGACAUUUACAAUUUACAAUUUAUUUACCGUAUUGCAUGUUAUUCCUUUUUAGCCAGCCAUACCUACGCAGCCUUCCUGGUCUGAAGAAAAACCUUUGCUGUGGAGAUAUGACGCUGAUUUUUCUUCAUACUCCAUCUCUCCAGGACUGUGACGAGACAUUUCUGGAUAAUCUUGACUCGCUAAAUGAUUCGGAACCCAAGGUAAGGAGGUUUCGAGCGAAACCAUGUUGUAGGCUAUCAUCGUGUGAGGAUUAUCCACUUGACGAAUGUAAAUGUAAAUGUAAUUUAUUUGUAAAUGUUUUGAUCCCCGCUCGUUUUCAGUGUUGCGUUAAUUGAAGCUUCGGAGCAAGGAGAGAACCAACAACAAACUCAAUAUCAACGGCGGCGGUGGGAGGCGAGCGCUCUCACCACUGCGCCACCCUUGCUCGCUUUUUGAUGAGCGCAAGAUCCUUUCUCAACCCCGUGCCUUUUAGACAUUAGGGACCUUAAUCAACAACGCGGUGACCUCAAACUUUCUCGCUCUUAUUUUUGGAGUUGAAUUCUAAAGGACUGCAUCAAAGUUCUGGAAAAGAAAAUUGUUGCCUUGUAUUCCCAUCCUCGACAAAACGUAAAAUUAGGAAGUUCCACGUUGUAGUCGUGUAACCACGGCUAAGAAAAAUGUACAAAAAAGCGUGAUGAACGUGCAACGUUGUUUUUUGGGGAAUCUAAACCUACUGCUUUUAUGCCGUUCUCGUUGACGACGCCGUCGCCCUAUUAACGUUACCUAACUCUCUUGGCGCUGAACAGGAAUUCGAGUUUGACAUCAAGUUUGGCCUGAGAAAACAGCCGAGAUUUCGCGACGCCACCAUUGGUUUCCCCGCCAAAUGACGUCUGAGAAACGAGUGCAGAUAUUCCAUAGUGAUAUCUUGCUAAUGCGUAUGAGCACUACAGAGAUCUGGGUAGUGACACGUCAUCAGUAUGGAAUUUCUGCCUCAGACGUCAUUUCGCGGUGAAAUGUUAGCUGUUUUCUCAGGCUUCAUCAGGUUUAAAUUUACAUUCGACACGAGUUCAAGUUUGACUUUGUGCUGGAGUAAAAGUUUGACCUCAGUUGAAGUUCGAAAUGUUGGGCCCUUGUGCCUCUGUUUCAGUUCUUGGUUAUACGUUUUUUCCUGUCGCUGCUUUAAUCAAAUUCUACGAGAUAAAAUAACAUUAGCUUGUUUUAACACGAGUGUAGAAGAGAUGUGUACUUCAAUUAUAUCUUUCCCGAUGUAAUGAGUAAACCAACUCCCCCUGGUCAAAUUUCAGAAUAAACACUUUUAGUUGAAUUCCGGGUUUGCAACCACGUAACAUGGCAGCCUUGUUGCUUUGCAAAACGUAACAUUUUUUAUUCGCAGAACUUGCACCAAAAAAAGAGUUCAGUUCCCACCGAAGGGAAACAACUUUGUUAUCGUCAACCUUUGUAGCCGCCGUGUUGUAGCUGCAAACCAAGUCUGGUCCCCAGUCGUCUCUCAGUCUCCUAUUAAUAUUAGUGAACUUACGCAACAGGACGGGAGAGGAAAGAAGACAGCAAACCUUGUGUGACAAGCGUGACAAUAAUUUUGUUUGAAAUAAAUUUUCGCCAAACGUCACUUUUCUUCAGACAGAUCUUUUUGUGAAAGACCAUAAAACAUAAGUGUUAAGUGAAGAUCACGACAAAACACGCAAGUAAUAGCCCUGUCACGUCUGUCUCGCACAAGCGUUUUGCCGUCCUCUUCUUCCAGCCGACCUGUUGCGUAAACUCACUAAUAGCGGGAGAAUCGUGGUUUAAGGCAACGCAAGGGGUAAUGGAAAGGAGGAAAGACAGGAAACUAGUUUUCAUCCUAAUCACCCUCGCACUUUCUUCGGUCACGCUUCUCGCGUUUUCUCCGUGUGCAACCCAAAGGGGACUAGUCAGCUGCAAACCGGCAAUAUGUUGGAGUGUCCAGUUUUGCAGAAAGUGAUACUCACUGCUGCAUUAUUUCCGUUCAAGGAUAAAAGCCAAGAGAAAGACACACUUGAAAGGUACGCAGGGAAUGAUUUAUGCUUGUUUAAACGGUUGGUUUUGAUGUCAUAGAAACUACCCUAUUAAAGGCCAACUUAUACAUAUUUUUGCAAAUGUCAUGCAAUUGUGGUCGCAGAUUAGAUUUAUCUAUCACCAAUGAGCGAGGAUUGCGAACUCUGAAAGUCGUAUCUCAAAUUUAAGUGAAGUCUAUUGCAAAAUGUGUGACGUUAUUGAAAUAACAGUUAAAAUUAAGAAAAGAAGCCCUGUGCAUUUCCUACGAAAAAAAACAUCUAGUUACUCGCUCGCCUGUCAUUGUUUUAUUGUUAUUCUUUAGACCAGAUUACUUCCUCAUGGCCUUUCACUAAUUUAUCAUAUUGACUAUUUUUAUUUUUGUUAUUUGCAGUCUAGAGCCUCCCAAACACCAGUUUAAUUUUACCCAGUUCUAUUUUCCCACAAGAUGUAGCUACUGCAACAAAAAGGUUUGUGCCUUGAAGGUUUUUGACAUUUUCAAUUAUUUCUAGCUAACUGGUUAACUGACGGACUGAAAGAACGAACGAACGAAUGAGUAACUGACUGAAUGACUUACCAACAGAGUCUGAAAACUGACAGAGCGCCUGACUGCCUGACAAAUGAACCGAACUGACUGUCUAACUGACUGACUUACCGACCGAGUCUGACAAACUGACUGAAUGCCUGACAGACGGACCAAACUGAUUGACUGACUACCUGACAAAUGGACCAAACUGAUUGUCUGACUGACUGGCUUACUGUCUUACUUACUAACUGAAUGACUUACUAACAUUACGGUCUUACGGUUCUAAUGAAUCUCUGAAAAACUGACUGUCUCUCAAACUGACUAGCUGAUUGACAAAUUGUUAGAUUUGCCGGGUGACAUAAGGCUUGAAUGACUGAUCGGUGAUACUUCCCGGACUGACUGACUGACUGAGGAAAACAGUGGAUUUGUGGGAGAAGUGCACAGUCUGGCUGGUUACAUGACUCGCUGACACACUGACUUGCAAUAUGCAUGUCUAAUUGAUCGGGGUGAAAUUAACUUCCUGACUGGUCUUUGAAGGAACUGAUCGCUAGCCAGUAGAGAAGAGGGGUGAAUGUGCAGACGUAGAGACUGGUGUGUCAUUGGAUUAUCCUGUCGAAACCAUUGUGUGGUUUGAAGUCAAGGCUUGUUUUUCUCAACUAGGUUUGGACCAAAGUUGCGUUCCAGUGUAGGACGUGUGCAAUGAUUUGCCACAAGAAAUGUUUGCAGAAUUGUAUGAAAUAUACUUACUGCAUGAGGUAAGAACUAUGCUUGAGUAUUUAUUAGGCUGCCUGUGGCAAAGCCCCUGAGUAGCAAGGGAGUUGCCUGUCCCGUCCCUUCUGCAAUGGGAAAAUUACUUGACUUUUGGGGAAAGGGGGAUAGUUAUUUCAGAGAAAUGCAAAAAGGCUUGAAACUAUUCAAUGAGCCUCUGUAUCGCGCAGCUAGCAGGCCAAUGUACCCAUUAUGGGGGUCUUGUUCAAGUCAGUCUUGCUAAAUAUUCCAGUCGUGAACCUCUGGAUGUUGUAAGCCUUGUGGCAGUGGUGGCUUGAAAUUACCGUUUGGGGGUAAAUUGUCGGCCAAAAGGGAUCUCUGUAGAAAGUAAACGUCCAGAACUAUUCGUAAAUUUUCAAAAGACGAAGCAUACGUUACCUUUCGCUCACCUAUUGAAUGGAGGACUAUUUACGUGCUCAGAUGUUUUCCUCUGUGAUGGAAGUCAGUGAAAGCUGGCCAAAAUAAAACUAAGACAAUUUUAAAGCGCUGGACUUGUAACCAAGUCUCGCCCUGACCGCUAGCUGGAUUUGUUCUCGGUAGUGCUGAGGUUAAAUCUUCGGCCAUGCUUGUAAAUAACUAACUGGUUCGCUUCCUACCAUGGCCAGCUGGGAUUCUUAACAAUUUUUUGUUCCGUUUGAAUUAUGUUUCACUAUCUCUUAUAAGCCCCAUAACUAGAGAGGAUUAUAAGUAUUUAUAUUUAUGAUUAUUUCGUGUGGUGUAUAAGGUUGGUGGUUGUUAUUUUUCAUAUAUAGUUAUUAGUUAUUUAAUAUUUAAUAGCCUGUAUCCAAAACGACAUAAAUCGCCUUUCUUUUCGAUUGCUGCGUUGCCAGUGUGGUAGUCCUGACGGUAUAGUGGUUGUCACACCCGAGACAAGAUACCAGGGAGACGUGGUCUCAAACCCCACUUAAGGCGACAUUUUCUUUCUUGGUCACAAUGCUGUAUUCGGUAUUUAUAAUGAACAUCGCAUUCUCUUGCCUCUAACAGUUCCAGAAAAUCAACAGCUGGUUGGUUUUCAAAGACGACAUCUCAGCCAGAAAACGCCGGUAAGCAAAAGAAAGAAGAAGACACUACCGAAGGCGACGGGACCGUCUCAGAAGCGGGUUCCAGUGAAUCACAACGCGAUCAGCUCGAUGGCAAGCGAGAAAAGACUUCAGACGAAGACGAGAUGAAACAGACGGGUAAAGAAGAAACAAAGAUGGACACAAACGGAAAGGUAAGGAUCUGGUUGUUUACUGGAAAAUCUGGUAGGAAAGUACAGUCGAAUCCCACUUUACGGACACCCGUGUAAUAAGGACACCUCACUACUACGAACAGUUUUCUUUGUCCCUUGGGAACGCCUUUACAUUUUCUCUAAAUUCAACCCGCUUUUAGUUCAUACGGACACCCAUAAAUUGCCUUUAAUGCGGACAACAGACACUUUUUUCUUGCCCUACCAACAAAUCCUCAUAGAAAGUCAACCUCGCUAAUGGGGACACUUUACUGUCAACUGUUUGCUGUAACUGAAGGUUACAGGAAGCGUUCAGUUGAAAGCAUGUUGAAGUUCUUAGUACAGUACACCGGAUGGGAUGAUUUGUAAACGUCAAUUUCAGACUAUUUUGGCGUUAAACGAGUUAUCCUUGAAUUUUUUCCGCGGAAUGACGGCUUUGAGAAGGUUAGAGAUGUUUAAUGUGACGACGCCAAUGUCCUCUUUAAUUUCUUUGGUAAUUUGUUCUAAUAAAAGGUGUUUUUGACUUUAAUAACAUGACCCGCUUAAUACGGACACCCAGUUAAUACUGACACUCUCUAUGGACCCUUCAGUGUCUGUAUUACUGGGGUUUGACUGUAAAGGUCAUGUCACACGAGACGAUUCACAACGACGAUUUUUAGCGCAGCAACAUUGUUGCGACAUUUCGAAUAAUUACAACAUUGUUCCAACAUUGCCACCCUGUGUUGCGCUAGAACUUGUUGUUACUAAUCGUGCCGUUUAACAUCACCUUGAGUGGAGCAUGACUUUGUGGGUCGUUCCAGCGGAAAAUUUCCGGGAGCAUUAACCGAACAUCUGAAAAAGUAGUCCUGUUUUUCAGGACGGAAUGUUUCCGAAACGGAAAUUCUUGCUCCAUUUCCUCGGCACUAUAUUUGAUACCAGUUCCAGGCCUUCGCGGCCUAUAAUAAUAAUGAUUGAAUUUGUAAAUUAUUUUGGCACAUAAUUCUUUUGAGUUUUUCUCUUCUAUAUACGUGUUUGUAUUCAUUUUGUUUAGAAACUUCUGAUGGAAAAUUAUUAUAAUCGUGCUAAUUUUGUGUGAGUGAAAUAAGAAUUGAAUUGAAAUUGAAUUGAAUUGGUCAAAUUUUUCUUGUGGUGGUCUCGCUUUAUUUAUAGUACAACUUAAUUUUUUUUUUUCUUGUUCUUUCUUUCUAUUUUUUUUUUCAGUCUGAAGCCAGUGACGAGGAGACAACCAUGACAAAUGACCAACUGCUGCAAAAGAAAGACAAACCUGUGGAACCCAGUGACAUGGUUAGAGCCUCAGAGAGAGUGAGGGAGGUUAGUUACAAAUGUUUACCUCCCCAAAGUAAAGGAUUGUAGCUGGAUAAACGCGUUCUUUGUGUCAAAAUAAUGUGACGUUUUCGUUUUAGGCUGGCCGAGAACUGUUUUCUAAUCUUCCGGUGGAGACUCGAAAAAAUAAAAUACAAGAUAUGGUGAGUGGAUGAUUUUUUCGGGCAAGCCUUACUAUUCUCUACAAUAGAGGCAACCUCGUCCCCAGGGCUUUUCCCUUAAAAAAUGAGUGGGGCCCAGCCAUUUUUUAACGAGAAAGCCCUGGGGACGAGGAUGUCCCAGGGGUCAUUUUUAUUUUCUUCACUUUAUUUAUUUUCAAACUGUAUUCUGCGUAUCUUCUUCAAGCUCUGACGCGAGCACUUACUUUCAAAUUGAAACUCCUUGUAGUGUCGAUUUCUUUCAUGACACAUUCGCUUAUAAAAAAAAGGUUGUACCAUGUCUAAGGAUUUUUUUUCUCUUAGAUGAAGAGACUUCAAGUGGAAAUUGACGAAGAGAACGAAACGCGCACAGAGUUGUACGAAAGAAGAAGCCAAGCAAAGGAGGCGAGAAAAAAGGCCGUUAUCGAAUCCUUACUGGUGAGUUGUGAAUUAACUUUGAGAUAGACACUAAGGAACGAUGGUGUUCUAGACAACUUUAUUGUACUUGUAACUGACUCGAUCAUAGAAGUAUGAAGUCACUGUUAGUACUUUUUACCCCGAACCCUCCCUUCUAGGUUGGAACGCCUGUCCAUCGCAGUGCACUUCUUCACUGUGUUCCCAGUAAUGUUCAAAGACCUUCAUCAACUCACCCUCCUUCGAUGGACGCUUAAGAAAGACGGUGCAAAAAAACACUGUAUUUGAGUGUAAAUGUAUUUAGCACGACAGUACUAAUUUUGGACACUAUUUUUAUGUCUCCUACUGGAGACCUCCCGCUCUGCAGUCAAACACUCUACAUAUGCCGACUGAGCUAAUCCUGCUGCGCCUGUCCUACUAUCUGCCUAGAUGUAUUGCGAAUCGUUAUUUAAGUGUGGGACAAAGUUUGAAACCAAAUAUAUCUCAGCCUCAGACUCUCUGAGAACUAGGUUUAUCUUAUGGAAAAGAAGUCUCUCUCCUGGAGGGUUGGUGGAAAUAGGUCUCUUAAAAGAAGCCUCACACUUUGUUUACAAUCUGUUUGGCUAGGCUAAAUCAGAGGAGAGAAGUCAAUCGCUGGCGAUGCUCAUGCUACAGUUCUGUGCUGGUUAUCAAAGCUGUGUUGAAGCAGAAGAGCAGGACAUGUAUCAGCUAUGA